GAGGCUUCAGCCAAAUGGUUUCUGUACAGUGUUACGAAGUAAUGUCGGAUAUUAUUUUUAGUCACAAUUGAAAAUCCAAGAGCAUCAUUGAAAAAGAACAUUUCGCUCGAGAACUUUGUGAUUGAAAAUGAAGGUUAAAGUAUUGUCAAGAAAUCCUAGUGAUUAUGUUCGUGAACGUACAUCUGAUAUCAACAAAGUACCACGGAAUUUAGACCCUUCACUUCACCCUUUUGAAGCACCGAGGGAGUACACUCUAGCCAGUAAUGCUGCGAAACUUGAGCGUGUUUUUGCAAAGCCAUUUGUUGGAUCACUUGAAGGACAUACAGAUGGCGUGAACUGUUUAUCCAGAAACCCAAGGUCAUUAUCACUCCUCGUGUCCGGCUCCUGUGAUGGAGUAAUAAAAAUGUGGAAUCUGCCAAGACGAGAAGAAUUGGUGUCGAUAAACGCGCACUCCGGAUUCGUUCGUGGGCUCUGUUUUAAUCCUAAAGGGGACAGCUUUUUCUCAAUUGGGGAUGACAAAAUAAUCAAGCAGUGGAACAAUACGGAUUUUGGCUCAAUCAGUGAACCCCAGAAUACCAUUAUCCAUAAAACUUUACUCACAGGUAUUGAUCAUCACUGGGUAGAGGAUAAGUUUGCAACUUGUGGUGAGCAAGUUGAAAUAUGGGAUGAGAGUAAAGCUGUCCCAAUUAGAAACUUUUCAUGGGGCUUAGAUACAAUUACUUCUUUAAAGUUUAAUUGUGUUGAGACACACAUUCUUGGUGCAACUUCAUCAGAUAGAGGAGUUUUCUUAUGUGAUAUCAGAGGUGGAUCUCCUUUGAGAAAGGUAGUGAUGAAAAUGAAAAGUAAUGCAAUAGCAUGGAACCCUAUGGAGGCAUAUAUAUUCAGUAUUGCAAAUGAAGAUUCAAAUGUUUAUACGUUUGACAUGAGGCGUUUAAACAUGCCUGUUAAUGUUCAUAUGGACCAUGUAGCUGCAGUUUUAGAUGUUGAUUAUGCACCAACUGGUCAGGAAAUGGUGACAGGAAGUUUUGAUAAAACAAUAAGAAUUUUUCCCAGAGAUCAAGGACACAGUAGAGAGGUUUAUCAUACAAAAAGAAUGCAGAGAGUUUUCUGUGUCAAAUUUAGUUCAGAUUCUAAAUUUGUCUUGUCUGGUAGUGAUGAAACUAAUAUUCGUAUCUGGAAAGCCAAUGCAUCUGAACAGCUAGGGCCUUUGGCUCCUAGACAAAGAGCAGCCAUAUCAUAUAAUGAUAAGCUGAAAGAAAAAUUUCAACAUCAUCCAAAGAUAAAGAGGAUUUUGAGGCACAGACAUGUUCCUGCUAUGGUGUACAAAGCAUCUAAACAGAAAAGAGAAGAAAUCAAGUCUGCUAGAAGGAAACAAAGAAAUGUUGAAUUGCACAGUAAACCUGGAACAUUUAAACAUGUCCCAGAAAGGAAAAAGAAUGUUGUUAGUAUACAAAAGUAAUUUUGGCUUUCUUAUAGUUUCUUUAGCAUGAUGCGCCCUCUGCUUGUUUUGAAAUAGAUCUAUCACUGUCAAGACCAAUUACUGGGUUUAUUCAGUCAAUACAAUAAAUUCCUAAUAACUUUAACACCUGGUGAAUCCAGCAUUUACCAAAUCCAAAGUUUUGUGCAUUACCCUUGAAUCUUGAUCAAUAUUUUCAUACAAAAAUACCCCUAAUAAAUUGAGGCUCCUAAAAUUAUCUUUUGGAUACAUUUUUCUUAAAUCGAUAACCAUUUUUGUUAGACCCUUUGUUAGUCCCAAUUUGCUGGGGCUUACUGUAUUCAAAAUUCUUGAAUAAAUGAAAAUUUGUUUCAUGUUUUGCUGAUUUUUAUUUAUUGUUAUUUUACUUUAUCAUCACUGUCUUGAAACUUCAUACAUAUCUGCUCAUAACAGACUUGUAUUGGGUGCAGCGCUGGAUUUCUUUUAUCUUAAAAUAUGAACCUUUGAUCUUAACUUGUAUCCUAGCUUAUUUUCAAGUACCACUUGUAAGCGAA
Molecule: messenger RNA, 1989 nt
Organism: Rhopilema esculentum
Lineage: Eukaryota; Metazoa; Cnidaria; Scyphozoa; Rhizostomeae; Rhizostomatidae
Product: DDB1- and CUL4-associated factor 13
Biological process (GO): maturation of SSU-rRNA from tricistronic rRNA transcript (SSU-rRNA, 5.8S rRNA, LSU-rRNA)
Cellular component (GO): nucleolus; small-subunit processome
Molecular function (GO): protein binding
Source: RefSeq, a predicted model, not a curated record